Messenger RNA from Fusarium pseudograminearum CS3096, 870 nucleotides. RefSeq lists its product as uncharacterized. The record is from RefSeq and is a predicted model, not a curated record. The coding region runs from base 1 to 870 and encodes 289 amino acids. Gene Ontology annotation, biological process: secondary metabolite biosynthetic process. The transcript has a single exon. NCBI's taxonomy places the organism in Eukaryota, Fungi, Ascomycota, Sordariomycetes, Hypocreales, Nectriaceae.
AUGGCAACGCAACUCAUUGCUCUGCCGGCUGUAGAGCGUCUCAGUCCUACUUGCAUACGCAUACUGGGCGGCAAUCCAGGCAAAUUCACUCUCCAGGGCACAAACACUUACCUGCUUGGCACAGGCCGAAGUCGACUUCUCAUCGACACGGGCGAGGGGCGCAAGGCUUGGAUCACUUCGGUUCGCGAAACACUGCAGCGGGAAAAUGCAACUAUCGACACUGCCUUGAUCACGCACUGGCACCAUGACCAUACUGGUGGUAUCAAAGAUCUCCUGAGCACCUCGCCUCAGACGAGAGUCUACAAGCACACUCCCGAGGAUGGACAGCUAGACAUAAAGCAUGGCCAGCGUUUUGAAGUCGAGGGUGCGACCUUGACAGCUACAUAUACGCCAGGACACACUAAGGAUCAUGUUGUGUUCGUGCUUGAGGAGGAAGAUGCAAUGUUUACUGCUGACAAUGUCCUCGGCCAGGGCACAGCUGUUUUUGAGGAUCUGGUCAUAUACCUACAGAGUCUUGAAGAGAUGAAACCUCUGUUCAAAGGCCGAGCGUAUCCCGGGCAUGGACCAGUCAUAGAGAAUGGGCCAGCGAAGAUUGCGGAAUAUAUCGCACACCGAAGACAGCGAGAAGAACAAGUUAUUCGGACACUAAAAACGGGACCCGGAGACGUAGAGACGAAUGACCCUGCGUCAUGGUCGGCGUGGUCGGCAAUGGAUUUGGUUGAAGUGAUCUACAAGGAUGUACCAAGGGCCCUUUAUCCAGCUGCUUGCAGCGGCGUUUUGCAAAUUCUGGGCAAGCUAGAAGGCGAGGGUCGUGUGGCUCAUGAAGGUGAGAAAUGGAGGAUGAUUGCGGACAGUCGGUCAUCGCUAUGA